This is a messenger RNA of Cervus elaphus (red deer), 3090 nucleotides long. RefSeq names its product NIMA related kinase 8 (gene NEK8). The transcript has 15 exons. NCBI's taxonomy places the organism in Eukaryota, Metazoa, Chordata, Mammalia, Artiodactyla, Cervidae. The record is from RefSeq and is a predicted model, not a curated record. Gene Ontology annotation, biological process: protein phosphorylation. The coding region runs from base 96 to 2192 and encodes 698 amino acids. Gene Ontology annotation, molecular function: ATP binding; protein kinase activity.
UUGAAUGGCAGUGGGCGUGGUUCUAGAGAGGGUGGGUCUGCGCACGCGCUGCCUUUGGGUUUGGGGGUUCCGGAAAUGUGACUCUGAGAAAUGAGAUGGAGAAGUACGAGCGGAUCCGAGUGGUGGGCAGAGGUGCCUUCGGGAUUGUUCAUCUGUGCUUGCGCAAGGCUGACCAGAAGCUGGUGAUCAUCAAGCAGAUCCCUGUGGAGCAGAUGACCAAGGAAGAGCGGCAGGCAGCCCAGAACGAGUGCCAGGUCCUCAAGCUGCUCAACCAUCCCAACGUCAUUGAGUACUACGAGAACUUCCUAGAGGACAAGGCUCUCAUGAUCGCCAUGGAGUACGCACCAGGCGGAACCCUGGCCGAGUUCAUCCAGAAGCGCUGUAACUCCCUGCUGGAGGAGGAGACCAUCCUGCACUUCUUUGUGCAGAUCCUGCUGGCACUGCAUCACGUCCAUAGCCACCUCAUCCUGCACCGGGACCUCAAAACCCAAAACAUCCUUCUCGAUAAACACCGCAUGGUCGUCAAGAUCGGCGACUUCGGCAUCUCCAAGAUCCUUAGCAGCAAGAGCAAGGCCUACACGGUGGUGGGUACUCCUUGCUACAUUUCCCCGGAACUGUGUGAGGGCAAGCCCUACAACCAGAAGAGUGACAUCUGGGCCCUGGGCUGUGUCCUGUAUGAGCUGGCCAGCCUCAAGAGGGCCUUCGAGGCUGCGAACCUGCCAGCGCUGGUGCUGAAGAUCAUGAGCGGUACCUUCGCGCCCAUCUCUGACCGGUACAGCCCAGAGCUGCGCCAGCUGGUUCUGAGUCUGCUCAGCCUGGAGCCCGCCCAGCGGCCGCCGCUCAGCCACAUCAUGGCGCAGCCCCUCUGCAUCCGGGCACUCCUCAACCUGCACACGGACCUGGGCAGUGUCCGCAUGCGGAGGGCAGAGAAGCCCUUGGCCGCUGGGCCACCCAUGGCCCCGGGCACUACAGGAAGCAGGACCACCAGCGCCCGGUGCAGAGGCGUCCCCCGGGGACCACCACGGCCGGCCAUCCCGCCGCCGCUGUCGUCGGUGUACACGUGGGGCGGCGGGCUCAGCGCGCCGCUCCGGCUGCCCAUGCUCAACACGGAGGUGGUCCAGGUGGCAGCCGGGCGCACGCAGAAGGCCGGCGUCACUCGCUCCGGGCGCCUCAUCCUUUGGGAGGCCCCGCCCCUUGGCGCUGGAGGUGGCACCCUCCUGCCGGGGGCGGUGGAGCAGCAGCAGCCCCAGUUCGUCUCCCGUUUCCUGGAGGGUCAGUCGGGUGUGACUAUCAAGCACGUGGCCUGUGGGGACCUCUUCACCGCCUGCCUGACUGACCGAGGCAUCAUCAUGACCUUUGGCAGUGGCAGCAACGGGUGCCUAGGCCAUGGCGGCCUCAAUGACAUCAGCCAGCCCACCAUCGUGGAGGCCCUGCUGGGCUAUGAGAUGGUGCAAGUGGCUUGUGGGGCCUCUCACGUGCUGGCCUUGUCCACUGAGCGAGAACUAUUUGCUUGGGGCCGCGGAGAUGGUGGUCGGCUGGGACUAGGCACCAGGGAGUCCCAUAGCUGCCCGCAGCAGGUGCCCAUGCCCCCGGGACAGGAAGCCCAGAGGGUCAUAUGUGGCAUUGACUCCUCCAUGAUCCUCACGGUGCCUGGCCGAGCCCUGGCCUGUGGGAGCAACAGGUUCAACAAGCUGGGCCUGGACCACCUCUCCCUAGGGGAGGAGCCUGCCCCACACCAGCAAGUGGAGGAGGCCCUGAAUUUCACUCCGUUAGGUUCUGCACCCCUGGACCGGGAGCCCCUGCUGAGUGUGGACUUGGGCACUGCUCAUUCAGCUGCUGUAACUGCCUCUGGUGACUGCUACACUUUCGGCAGCAAUCAGCAUGGGCAGCUGGGUACCAAUGCUCGCCGGGUCAGCCGGGCACCCUGUCAAGUCCAGGGCCUCCAGGGCAUCAAGAUAGCAAUGGUGGCCUGUGGGGAUGCCUUCACUGUCGCCAUUGGGGCAGAAGGUGAAGUGUACUCCUGGGGUAAAGGGGCCCGAGGUCGCCUGGGAAGGAGAGAUGAGGACGCCGCAGUCCCUAGGCCAGUGCAGCUGGAUGAGACCCACCCCUACACGGUGACCUCCGUGUCCUGUUGCCAUGGCAACACUCUCCUGGCUAUCCGCCCGGUCACGGAUGAGCCAGUCCCCCCUUGACACACCUGGAUACACUGCCGGGCUACCCUGAUAUUGCUUCUCCUGUGAAUGUUCUUGAAAAGUGCAGGCACCACACUGGAUUGUAUCGUCUAUGGGAUAUAAGGACCAGUAAAACCCCUGCUCUGCUUUUGGCUCUGGAUAUGGGCUUCCCUGGUGGCUCAGUUCGAUCCCUGGGUUGGGGAGGUCUCCUGGAGUAGAAAAUGGCAACCCACUCCAGUAUUCUUGCCAGGAAAAUCCCCUGGACAGAGGAGCCUGGCGAGCUCCUACAGGGCUAUAGUCCAUGGGGUCACAAAGAAUCGGGACACGACUUAGCGACUAGACAACAAAUGUAAAACUCAACCCACUCAAUUCCCCCAACAUCCUAGUUUCCCCUCCCCACUCCUUCUUAUCUUUAGUUAAUGUCCCCAGGGUUCAGCCUGGUUAGAGUUGGAGGCCAUAGUAACUUUUGGAAGCAGCGUGGUCUCAGGAGCCUCUGCAGAAAAAGGCUGGAGGUGGCGGUGUGGCUCCACCCAGAUCCUGCCCCUUCCCCCAGUUAGAAAAUAAGUCCCUGGUGUCUACUGGGAGAGCAGCGCGGUGCUUUGGAGUAGGGCAAGCUGGGGCCUGCCUGGACUGGCCAUUCCAGCGACCUAGCCCCUGCAUCGCCUGGGGCAGGGAGGUCCCAGGAGUGCUGCCGCCCGCCCCCACUCCUAUAUCCAGAGGCAGGGGUUUACAUAGUUUUUGAGUGCCUCCCUUCCCCUGCGGGGGUGCAUAGGCUGCAGUACACUCAGAAGAUGGCCCCUCACUCCAUGCCAUUCCCCCAAAGCAGGUUGGGAGAAGGGGUAGCUGGCUGGACCAGACUAGCUUCCCAGAUGCCUGGGAGGGUAGCGCGCCAAUUAAAAAAAAAAAAGAAAAGAAAAAA